CCCUGACAUCUUUCAUUCUCUGUUUUUUAGAAUUAGAAGAAGAAGAAGAAGAAGAAGAAGAAGGAGGGAGAGAAAGAUGACGAUUGGAAUAAUGGAGGUGAAUCUUGUGGAUGCUCAUGGUCUCACCAAUUUUGAUUUCCUCAACAACAUAGAUCCAUACGUGUUGGUCCAAUACAGGAGUCAAGAGCACAAGAGCACUAUUGCCAAAGGGCAAGGCAACAACCCAAAGUGGAAUGAAAAAUUCAAUUUUAGGGUAGAAUAUCCGGGAGCAGACGAGCAGCCUACACUUGUUAUCAAGAUUAUGGAUCAUGACACCUUCUCAGCAGAUGACUACAUUGGACAAACUAAGAUAUUCUUGAAAGAAGUUCUGGAAUUAGGAGUGGAGAAUGGAACGUCUGAACUGCGUCCACAAAAGUAUAGAGUUGUGGAUAGUAGCCAGAGCUUCCGUGGAGAUAUUCGAGUUGGUAUCACCUUUACCCCAAGGGUGGAAACUGAAACCUAUGCACAAGAACUUGGAGGAUGGAAACAGAGCCAGUGGUAGUUUAUGUUCAUUUCCUUGAUCUUGCUUAAGGAAAUACAGUAGUAAAUGUAGUGUUUGUUAUGUGGAUUUUAGAGGCUUGUAAUGCAAAGUUGUGUUUGGAUCCUUAGUGGCGUGGGAAUGUUUACAAUCUUGUUUUCGUAUGCUUCAAUCUUUGAUUAAAUGGUAGCAUUUGAAUCACAUAGUCUACAAUUGUAUAA
Molecule: messenger RNA, 738 nt
Organism: Erigeron canadensis
Lineage: Eukaryota; Viridiplantae; Streptophyta; Magnoliopsida; Asterales; Asteraceae
Product: 16 kDa phloem protein 1
Exons: 5
Coding region: 77-541 (154 amino acids)
Source: RefSeq, a predicted model, not a curated record